Messenger RNA from Podarcis muralis (Common wall lizard), 5093 nucleotides. Lineage: Eukaryota; Metazoa; Chordata; Lepidosauria; Squamata; Lacertidae. The record is from RefSeq and is a predicted model, not a curated record.
CAUCCGGGGCUCUCCCCCCCCCCGCGGCCGUUCGCACUCUCGGCUAUGGCGGAGGCCUCAGUUGGGAGGCAGAGUCCAAGGGUUGUGUCCUACCCUGCGCGGAACUUAUGUCCUGGGAGACCCAGCCUUCAUACCACGGCAGUGGUGUCUAUGGGCUCAGGUGACCACCGCUUCAACCUGGCCGAGAUCCUUUCCCAGAACUACGGGGUGCGGGAAGAGACUGAGGAAGAUCAGCGGCAGGAACACUCACAGGGGAAAGCGAAGCCUUUGGAGGAGCUAGAGAAGAACUUCAAUGCCUCUCAGAACUCUGAAAUGCCGUUUGAGGAAUUGCUUGCGCUCUACGGCUACGAGGCCUCUGACCCCAUCUCCGAGCAGGACAGUGAGAGCAACGAUGCCUCGCCCAACCUUCCAGACAUGACCCUGGAUAAGGAGCAGAUAGCAAAGGACCUGCUUUCUGGGGAAGAAGAAGAAGAGACUCAGUCUUCGGCCGACGACCUGACCCCUUCCGUCACCUCCCACGACGCCUCGGACCUUUUCCCCAACCAGAUGGGAUCAAACUUCCUGGCUGAUGGAGGCAAAGGACGCUGCUCCUCCCCGUGUGCCUCCUUCUCGGCUGAGGACUCGGAAGAAGACGCCAUCCCCGCCAACGAAUGCAAGAAGGAGAUCAUGGUUGGUCCUCAAUACCAGGCAGCUGUUCCUCUCCUCCACCUGAACAGGCAUGGCGAAAAAGUCUACGAAAACGACGACCAGCUUCUUUGGGACCCGAACAUCCUCCCCGAGAGGGAAGUUGAAGAGUUCCUUUACCGAGCCAUAAAGAGAAGGUGGGACGAAGUCUCGAACGCCAGCCUUGCAGAGGGGGACACGGUCAAGGACAAUGAGCAAGCACUAUACGAACUGGUGAAGUGCAACUUCAACGCCGAAGAGGCGCUGCGGAGACUCCGGUUCAACGUGAAGGUCAUUCGAGAUGAGCUCUGUGCCUGGAGCGAAGAGGAAUGCAGGAAUUUCGAACACGGGUUCCGGGUCCACGGAAAGAACUUCCACCUCAUCCAAGCAAACAAGGUCCGCACCCGGUCGGUAGGUGAAUGUGUGGAGUACUAUUACAUGUGGAAGAAAUCAGAGCGCUAUGACUACUUCACCCAGCAGACGCGGUUUGGAAGGAAGAAGGAUUACGUGGAUAAUUUUUUGGAUGGUGGCGAAGUAGAAAGUGCCAGUCGUUCGCGAAGUUCCCCACCCAUCCCUUCGUCCACUGGAUGCCUCGACUCUCGUUUCAACCCAGAUCACCUGGCAAUCGAAAGCACAGAACCUUUGAGCAUCGAGAGCGCAGCGUGCAGUUUGGGCAGCACGAGUGAGUCGGGCCACGGCUACGAGUACAGCACCCCUUCGGAAACAAACUGUUCCUUCGACCCCGCCGAGGAAGCCGCUGCCGGCAGCCGGGUGCCCGCUUUCCUGCAGCGCCCGCCGAACCCCCGCGAAGCCGGAUUCUACCAGGUGGCCGCAGCCAGCAAACAGGAGCCACUGCGGUGCUCGGGGAAUGCCCUUGCCGUGGACUUCACCCUCCCCGGGAACGUCGCGGAGGGGCUGCCUUUAAUUUCCGGCCACGUGGGACUGGGCAGGGAUCCAGAGACGUUGGUGGCCCCCUCUCAAGUGUCCUUAUCGGUCCCGGAUUUCAGCCUCCUUGGCAUUGGAGAUGUAAAUAGCUUCCUGGCCACUCAGCAGGCCUGCCCAGCUCCCAGGGGUCACUCGGAGUCCUUGUCUCAGUGACUGCAGCCUCUGCGUAGGGGUCCGCUGACGGACGAGAGCUGACUCUGGCAGGACUGUGUGGAAUUGCCCUUUGGGGAGGGGGCACGGAGACGGGUCAGCCUAUCGUCACCCUUCCUUCCCCCGCACACUCCCCCGGGGCCACGAGCGCCGGUCAAGAGCCGUCCGGUCCUCGCCUUUCCAAAUCGCGGGGGGCGGAAGGGGCGCCCGCUGCUCUUCCUGCCCCUGUGCUCGACGUCCCUCUGGCUAAACCAAACGCCUCCGUCGUACUCUCUCGCACAGCUUUGCAAAAGAGAGAGAGAGAGAAAGCCGAUGGAGGGGAACCUGUGACCCCCAUGGGGCCGUUGUAGAUGGGGGGCAAAGCCAUGCAGGGGGCAGACAAAGUCUUCCUCCCCAACAACCCCGCCCUGGGCAAGCUGGAUAUCCAGCAUCGCCAGCCGAGAAAACCCCCGGCGCAAUGCGGGAGGCCGCAGAAAUAGAGAGGGUUGCCAGGAGCACUUUUAGAGAAGGAGAUGUAUCGGUGGGGUGGAAAGCUUUCACGCACAGCACGAGCGGACGUGGAACACAACUGGUCCCGAAGGUGCAAAGCAAGCUGAGUUAGGCACUUUCCUUCAGUUGUGGCGGCACCUCUGUUUAGUUUCGUUUUCAGUAGCGGCGGGGGACGUUCCUUUUUGCCAAACCUUGCGGCCGCAUCCUGGUUUGCCAUAGGGUGGGUGGAAUCGCCACCCUGCUCCCGCUUUCAUCCCUACGCAAGCACACCGCCCCAGGCCUUUUUUUAAGGCACCCUCUUAUCGGGACCAGCCUUCUGGGAGGAGGGAGAAACUUCAUCCCCUCCAACAGCACCCUGCAUUGCGAAGACGGUAAUCCGCACGUCGCAGCCUUCCGAGGAUGCAUCGGUUUCCGGGGAUGGGGAGGACAUGGAGGGGCAGAACGGAAGAAGGCUCCCUGGCCCUGUUGCCAAAACUCCACAGCUCUCAGGCGGGGUGUGGGGCGGGGCGCUCCAGGGGUUGACGUUCGCCGUGGCGGAUCGCGAGACCAGGCUUCCGAAAGCCAGCAAGAAUCUGCGCAUUUGCUUUUGCCGGAAGAGAGGCAGCCGGGUGGCGGCAGGAGCACAGGGCCGCCAGUUGGAGUGCCAAACUGAGACUCCGGGGAGGGAGGUAUACGUGCGUUCUGUGCGUGAGAGAGAGCAUGAAACGCGGGUGUCCCGUCCUGUCCCCCCAACCUUGCCCGGUUCGGCCAGCUGGCAGAAUACUACGAGGACGGACUCCGUGCCAUUCAAACCUCUUUGUCUCCCUCUUCUUCCAUUUUUCUCAACCUCGGCCAUGGGGAAGCUUUUUUCCUUGUUGCUGGUAAUACGGUAUAUCCCUCCCCCCCACCAUCAUUUUCAUUUUGUGGUGCAGGGCGAUGGUGGUUCGUGGCAGCAUACAUACCCUUAACCUAAUUCCGCCCGCCCCUCAAGCAUCGGCCGUCCACCUGGCCAUUCACUCCUUUCUUGGUCAUGCAACUAGGGGCUUUUCUUCCAAACUGGGGGAGCUGAUAAGGUGUGGAGACAACUUCCUGCACCUCACUCCUGUGUCCGUCUCCCUGCAUAAACCUUGGUACACCACCCUGCAAUUUCCAGGUGGCAGUUGGCAGCCGUGGAUUGCAGCCUCUAAUAAUCGCUUCGUUGGCCUCCGUUGAUGCUAGCGGCAGCAAUCGUGGUUAGCGCACGAGCCUUCUGUUGCACGGUUCACGCCCGCCGUGCAAAAGGCAGGGGAGAGCCUUGCACAAGUGUGCCGGCUCUGAUCAGGGAAUCGGGUGGCAGAUUAAGAGAGCUAGAGAGGGCUCAUUUAAUGUGGGGCUUGUGGUCACGGACCCAGCAAAACAGAGCACGUUGCGUUGUGGCACCAGCUCAAGUGAGACUCAAAUGCGCAUCCGUGCCCACUUUGAAGAUUCACAGCACUUGGCGAAGACGCAGCUGCCAGAAAACUCCUAUAAGUGAGUUGUGCAAUGGGUAUCUAAUACCACCCUUGCACUUGCAAGUCAUCCCGGGUCGCCGCUAUUCCAUCGGCUGCCCCUGUGGCCAUCUUGACUAUGAGGCGUCAAUGAGGACUGAUGGCUUUUCAGUUUUCCUUUGGUGUAGCGUUUUGCAGCUGAAGUAGGGCCACACAUUCUGUCGGGCCUUAAGUCUUCUGCUUCCUCCUCUCUCUCUGCCCACCUACCCCCACUUUUGCUUCCUUUAGUUCACGCCAGUCCAAUCUGGACCUUCCCCCAGACACAGCCCGCUCACAGCUCUCAGGGGUGCAGUUUUCUUUCUAUGAGUGUUCUGGAUACAAGCCAGAGGUGUUGCAUAAUUUCCUUUGCACUCAAAUCUCCCCCACUCAAAUCUCUUGGCAUUCCCGUAUAGACCGUAGAGGAGACCUUAGGAAAACAGUCACGUCUCCAUCCCUGCGGUAAAUAACGCAGUGGUACCCGGCCUAUUUCCUCAAAUCACCCAGGUGUGAGCUGCGCGUCCUUUGCCCAGCCAGCUGCCUCUAAAAGUCCCAGAACUUAUGGCUAUUCCAUUGACUACAAUGGUAGUCAGACGAAACAGCAACAGAGAGAUCUCCGGUUCCUGGAACUUUAAGAAAAUCGGUUUGUGUGUGUCCACUGCGUUGCCUCUGGAUUUACGCAGGGAUAUGUUUCCCCACUCCACCCCCCCCCCGCCAUCUACCUGAGCAGCCUCUGUAAAAAAGGGGGGAAGUGAAAUUCGACCCACUUAGCUGCCCAUGAAGCACCCUCACCCGUUCAUAAUAUCCCUUUUUUAUUAUUUAUUUACGGGAUCCUUUCUUGCAACAUUUAGGAGACUUUCUCUCCACUGACUCUCUUGCCAUCUUGUUACCUAUCUCCUAUUUCAUUUCUCUCCCUUCUCGCCACCCCCACCCCCCAAUUUCAUAUUUUAAUAUGUCUAAUUUAUAAAUGUAUUCUUUCCCACCCACCCCCUCUCCCCGCAGAAAAAAAUGUUUGUUUACAGGUUGUGGGGAAGCGGGAUACAUAUAUAUAUAGAUAGAUAUAUAUAUAUAUGCCGCGGAAACUUGUGUGUGUCUUGGGGCGACGGGGUGUUCCACGAAAGCGGGAGGCAGACCAACAGCUUUCCUCUCCUGUUUCCCUUCCUUCCGCCUCUCAGGGAGGGGAAGGGAUGUCGUGAACGUGAUUCCGAUACACCGCGCCCCGGGCGCGCCACUGACACGUUCUGGUGAGAAAGCGCGAAGGGUCUCUCCACUGUGAAGUGAAAACUGCCUUGAAUUACCCUUCAUUUAUUUAUUUAAUUAUAAAGCCUACGUUGGAGGAAACGACAACGUGGGGGGAAAAACAGA